AUGCGGCGUUGGGAUAAUGAUCGAGGGGAGAGGUUCUCCACUAAAAGUAUUCGCCAAGAGUUAGAGCUGAAAGGGACGGUUCCUAGCGACUGUGGAUGCUUCAAAUGGAAUGCUUGGGCUCCUCUCAAGGUUAACUACUUAGUUUGGCGGGCCGAGCUUAGGAGAAUUGCGGAUAAACUAAACUUGGUGAAAAGAGGGAUUAAUAUCACAAACAAUCUUUGUAGCAGGUGCGGAAUAAACGAGGAAUCAAGCGACCAUCUCUUCGUAUCUUGCUUAUGGGCUAAAGCGGUUUGGUGGAACAUUCAAAGGUGGCUAAAAAUCUCUGUGGACUGCGAGUGGGUUUCGGUUUCGCAAAUAUUUGAGCACAUCUCGGUUCAAGUUGGAUCAAAAAAGUGGAAGCAAAUAGUGCAAAUGGUGGCUAUGGCGUGUAUGUGGAGACUAUGGUUAGCACGAAACGUAAAGGAGUUCAACGACAACAUUGUCCCCGUCCAGACUAUUGUGGAGUUGACAAAAGAAGAAUCAUUCUUGUGGAUGAAGAAUAGAGCAAAGGGUAUCUCAACGGGCUGGAACGAGUGGGUCACUUUUGACAUUUCUGCUAUAUUGUAA
Messenger RNA from Helianthus annuus (common sunflower), 606 nucleotides. RefSeq lists its product as uncharacterized. The record is from RefSeq and is a predicted model, not a curated record. The coding region runs from base 1 to 606 and encodes 201 amino acids. Lineage: Eukaryota; Viridiplantae; Streptophyta; Magnoliopsida; Asterales; Asteraceae. The transcript has a single exon.